CUAUCGUUCUACAACCGGAGGGAAAAGCUGCAAAAUUCGUCUUAAACAAUUCUUUUUAGCUUAACUGCGCAUGCGUAAAUCUGUGGCAUUAGUGAUUUCUUUUGGAUAUCUUCAAUUAUCAUUCCUACAACUUCAUAUAAAAUUGCUUUAAAUGGAUAUUUCGAAUGGAUUACAUGAGUUUGGAAAGUUAUUAAAUUAUUUGUUGAAUAUGAAUUUUGUUCUGUUUUUCGGAUUUUGGUGUAUUAAAGAAAGUUUUGGCUCAAAUGAAUCAGGAAAUGAGGAAAAAUCUACAUUUCACAUGGAUUACAGCGACGAAAAACGAUUAGUCGAUAAAUUAAUGAGAGGAUACGAUAACAGUGUACGACCAGUCAAAAAUGCUUCAGAUGCAAUUGUUAUAAGACUUGGAAUAACUCUUACGCAAAUUUUUGAUUUGGAUGAAAAAAAUCAAGUUUUGACUACUAAUGUUUGGUUAGAUCAAGAAUGGAUGGAUGAUUAUUUAAGUUGGAACCCAACUGAAUACGGUAAUCUGACCAAGAUUCGCGUGCCUUGUGAAAAGAUAUGGCUUCCUGAUAUUGUUUUAUAUAACAACGCUGAUGACUACACGCGUGGAUACAUGAAUUCAAGAGCAAUGUUGGAACCAAGUGGAAAUGUGUUUUGGCCACCUCCCACGAAAUUAAGAAGUACGUGUCCCGUGGACGUUACAUAUUUUCCUUUUGAUGACCAAACUUGCAUAAUGAAAAUGGGGUCUUGGAUUUAUGAUGGUUUACAAGUGGACGUCAUGAACAGGACAUCAGAAGUGGACCUAUCAAAUUAUGUGCCAAACGGUGAGUGGGAGUUGUUAGAUGCCAGAAUAGUCAGGAACGUAGUGUACUAUUCGUGUUGUGUGGAACCUUUUCCAGAUGUUACGAUAACACUGGUGAUUCGGAGGAAGACAUUGUACUAUAUGUACAAUGUAGUGAUGCCCUGUAUGAUGAUGUCAGUGUUAACUCUUCUCGUCUUCUGCCUUCCACCAGAUUCCGGGGAGAAGAUAGCUCUUGGCGUAACUGUCCUGUUGGCGUUUUCUGUUUUUAUGUUGGCGAUCGCUGAAAAAAUGCCAGAGACAUCAGAAUCCAUUCCAUUGCUGGGCAUCUACCUGACGGUAGUGAUGGCCAUCACGUCCAUUUCUGUCGUAGUCACGGUUGUGGUGCUGAAUUUCCAUUAUCGUGGUCCCAGCAGAAAGGAGGUGCCCCCUUACCUCAGGCAACUAAUCCUCCAGAGAUUCGCCUCCUGUUCCUGCUUCAGGUCACCAACAAAAAAGAAAAACACUUACGAUACUGCGGGCAUUCAUCUGCCACCUGUUUUUAAGGGGGACACUUUCCGAAUGACUAUUGACAGCCUGCACGAAGAGCUAAAAGAGAUGAAUCCAGAGCUAUCCUGCAACGAAAGUAACAACAGCACAGACAUGUCUUCCAACAAGCGUCGAUCUCAUGGCAUUACAACUAAUAAGGGUCAAGCAAACGGUUCUUCACCAAUGGGUUCCAGCGGAGCUCCCGGAACUAAAAUUCAGGAAGAGAUCUUAAGAACACUUCAGUAUUUAUUAUACAGGCAGGAACAAGAAGACCAUCGAAUAAGAGUUGUCAACGAAUGGAGGCAGAUGGCGCUGGUCAUAGACAGAAUCCUCUUUUGGAUUUUCUUUGUUAUUACCGUGGUGUCUUCCUUAUCCUUCUUGGUGAUAGUGCCCUUGCAUCGACGGGGAUUACGAUUUACUUAAAACGUCACAUGGAUUUUAAAAGUAGAAAGAGCUGGCAGCUUUUAACAAAAAGUUGUAAUUUUCUAAGAAAACGUCCAAAAGUGAGAUACCUACUCGUUCGUUCUUUGCAAUAGAUGGUGCAAAGAUAAAUUAAGUUUCUUAUUAUUGGAUUCUCCGAUUAACAUAAAUUAAAGUGUUUUUAGAAAUGGUUCAAGAAAUCCGUGCUACUUAAUGCUGUUCAUUAGAUCAUUAAAAUAUCUUAAUCUAAUACUUUUUUCACGUGUUUAAAAAAAUACAAACAGAUACAUUCUUAGAAAUUUUGGAACGUGUUAAACCUUAUUACUGUGCAAAUUUGCUUAAAUUUAAAUUUGAUGUUAAGUUUAACUGUGUUAUCGUACUUGUAAUUCAUGCUGCGGUGAUCCAACUUAUAUGGAAACAUCGUUCUACUUAACAUUUUAUUAAGAUUUACUGCAAAUUUACCUCAUAUUAUGUUUCAUGAAAGUUGAAACGAUUUUUCUGGGAUAUAGAAAUAUUAUCUGGAUAUAUUACCAAUAGUUAAUAGUAAAUAACAAACAGAUUAAUUUCUUUCUUUCAAAUAGCUUAAAUCUGUGGACUAAUUCAAAAACAAUCAAUUUCUAGAUGUGAAGUUCUUUAAACAGAAUGUCUAUUUUAAUCCUGCAACCCUGAGGAAAUUAUCUGUUAGUUCAUCGUACCAUUGUCUUUUUUGUAUUUUAUGAUAGUAUUUGCAUCAUUAUAUAAAUUACGGUUACGUAAUAAAGUUUAUUGUUGAAUAAGUAUAGAUUUCUACGGCAACGUGUUCUAUUAGAUCAAAUAAAGAUAAAAACUUAAAUAUUUUCUUUAAAGUUUUUUUGGGUAGAUACAACGACAUUGAUUUACUUUUGAAUUAAACCACAGAAAUAAUUUUAGAUUCCUACAUGUUAAUCCAGAUGUACGAAUAUUGAAAUAUUAUGAGUACUAGCUAUCUUCAUUCUACUUACUCAUGUUUAAGCUAUCUCUUUAAUUAAGCUUUUACGAAAGAUGUUAUUUUAUUAUUUAUUAAAAGAUUACAAAAUAUACAUUUUUUAUAAUUUUAUGUCUACACCUUGUAAUAAAAAUUUAUUUUUAAUCUUUUCAGCUAGUACAAAACAAAGCAUAUAUCGUUUAAUAUUAUUUUAAUUGUUUUAUUUAUUAUUUCGCCACAUUAAAAUCUUUUUCGAGUUUUGUUAAAGGUGAAUUUUACAGAUGUUGUGUUGACUAAGCAACAAACUAUGCAUAUUACAAGUUUUACACCUCUAAAAAAUUCCAGAAAGGAUUCUGAAAAGGAAAUUAAAUAUUUUAAAUCGAAUCAUUGGACUUUCAUGCAUAGAUUUUUUUAAUUUUCAUUGAUAAGCUAGGUUGAUAUCGUAAAACAAAUUCAACGUUAACUACGACGAAAAAAAUUAUUUUUUUAUAAGGAAGUUUGCCUUUUCACAAGAAAUUCAAAAUUUUCUGGAAAUUUUAGAAUUGACCCUGCGAUUUUUAAGAAAUAUUGAAAUAAACAAUUGAACAGUAACUCUCACAUUAUAAUAGUAGAUCUUUGUUCUAUUUGAUAGCAGAAUAAAUUUAUUCAUCUAUCUGAAAAAAAAUUUUAGUCUUCAAUAAGCUCUUGUCAAAUUAAAGACAAGUAGAAAACAAUUGCAAAUAACACAAAACAGAGCGAACAUUGCCUCCCUGCUUUAGAGUACUUGACGGAAAGAAAAUAUUGUUUUACCAAGUGGUUUAAGGUGCUUAAAACAACUUAUACGAAAUGAUAUUUAAAUCAAGUAUAUACUGCGUAAAAUAAAUUAUUCUUGGGUUGCAACAGUUCGUUUU
Messenger RNA from Parasteatoda tepidariorum (common house spider), 3580 nucleotides. Its product is annotated as neuronal acetylcholine receptor subunit alpha-10. The record is from RefSeq and is a predicted model, not a curated record. Gene Ontology annotation, biological process: monoatomic ion transmembrane transport. Gene Ontology annotation, cellular component: postsynaptic membrane. Gene Ontology annotation, molecular function: acetylcholine-gated monoatomic cation-selective channel activity; transmembrane signaling receptor activity. Lineage: Eukaryota; Metazoa; Arthropoda; Arachnida; Araneae; Theridiidae.